This is a messenger RNA of Nomia melanderi (Alkali bee), 921 nucleotides long. It is a transcript of the gene Nemp, whose product is annotated as Nuclear envelope integral membrane protein. The record is from RefSeq and is a predicted model, not a curated record. Gene Ontology annotation, cellular component: nuclear envelope. NCBI's taxonomy places the organism in Eukaryota, Metazoa, Arthropoda, Insecta, Hymenoptera, Halictidae.
AUGAUUAGGUACGAGGAUGUAGUACACUUCCUAAGCGUGGAGGAUGUUUUCGAAAACGACAAACCAGGCUUACAGAUAUUUUGCCAUAACGCGAAUACGAAAUAUUUGAUAAAUCUGUGGAGGAGUUUAACAAUGCACUUGAGCACGAAUCUAGAUAAUUACGAUCUUUACGAUGGUACAAGUCCGGCACAGGUGAUAGAGAAGCACGAGGACAAUCAGCGAUCUUGGCGGUUUAAUCUGUUUGGCACGAAGAGAAGUAAUAAAUUUAAAAUAAAUCCGUUCGAGGAUGUAUGUAUCGGCGUAUACGUGCAACCUUCGAAUUCGCACAAGUAUAUGAUAAGCUUGACGCAAACACGUGUCGAUAGCUCGAAAUUAUCGUUGAUGGUGCUGGGCGCCAUAACGUUCUGGGUUGCACGAAAAUUAAGCGGAAACCCUUUAUUUUACUACUUGUGCGGCGUCGUGCUUGGAAUUACAACGUCAAUUAUAAUAUUAGUCUAUGUCAUUAGCAAACUAUUGCCAAAGGGCAAAAUGAUGUACGUGAUGGUUGCCACUGGCUGGACUAUGAGCUUGUACUUAAUUCAGGCGUUAUGGGAUAACGGGCAAUUGAUUAUGGUACAGUACCGAGAGUGGCUGACUUGGAAGAAUAUGUUUCCUGAAAGGAAAAAAUUAUUAACGGAAGAUCAGUACCGCAAAGAAGGUGCGAGAGAAACGAACAAAGCGUUGAUCGAGCUCAAAGAAUACUGCUCUAGUCCAGAAUGUAACACUUGGAAGACCGUUCUAAGGUUGAAGGAUCCCGUAAGGUUCGCCAAGUUUAUGGAAGGUGAAUCGCAUUUGUCGGAAGACGAAGUACAAGAGCACGACACCGAGAUCACGAGGAUCGUAGAGGAAUACGAAUACACGGACGACGAGGAGGAUUUUUGA